GCCGAUCGUCGCCUUGUUUCCUGGGUUAUCCGCAUCGUCGCCUGUCCGUCUUAUGUAUUUGUCGUGCACCUGUAACACCAGCAACAUUGUCGAGAGCAGUUGAACAGUAAAAUACUCGCCGAGUACGUGUAAUAUGUGUACCUAUAGUAAAGCGUAUUCCCUGCGAAGAAUAAGAUUUGUUCGCACGUCAGCAUACACAAGUGGUGGAAGCUUGGGCGAUAGAUUACGUUGGAUCACAUGCGGUGGGUUGAGGAAGCAAGCGCAGGAGCAAGGGCGAACACUUCAUAGGAUGGACAGCGUGGGCGUGCCGGCGAAACGCGUGACCGUGAUACUGAGACGCAUCGAGAGAAGGGAAGACGUGUGACCGCUUUUGUCGGGAGCGCUGGCGGGAGAUGGGCGCCUGCGCUCAGAUGGCGACGAACGUGCGCCGUCGAAUAACCGUCUUCGUCUGCUUCUCCCUGCCAGCCAUGUACUCCUACGUCUAGAUAUACCAUACUAGUCUUUCACACCGCUAGAGCUCGAGAUAAUCGCCUUUUUGUCGUCCAACUUGCUUUCACUCCACCAACAUGCUCGAGUUCAAGGCCACGCUCGUCCUGCUCCUCUGUCUCGUACCCCGGAGUCUGAGCAUAUCCAGCCAGGUACCGCUGGCGGCGCAACCAUGGGAUGCGGAUGAUUACGCAAAGCCCCGCCGGAAACUGCAAGGACGAUUCCUGCAUAUCACGGACAUGCACCCCGACCCACACUAUCGCGUGGGUGCAUCGGAGAAGAAAGCUUGUCACCGCGGCAAGCCCAAGAAGGGCAAGCGGGCAGCAGGUUACUACGGCCUGUCUUACAGGCAAGUUCGCAAUGAUUGCGACGCCCCGCUCUCCUUGACGAACCACACGCUCGACUUCCUGGGCCGAGAAUGGGCGGAUGAUAUAGACUUUGUGAUAUGGACUGGCGAUAGUGCCAGGCAUGACAACGACCGUAAACACCCCCGGACGACGUCGGAGAUAUACGGUCUCAAUCGAGCCAUGGCGAAGAAGAUGGAAGAGGUCUUUGCGCGGAAGGGUAUUCCCGUGGUGCCCACCAUAGGUAAUAAUGACGUCUGGCGUAUUGUCCAGAACAUCAUGAUGCCAGGUCCAAACGGCAUAACAUCCGAAUUCUCUUCUAUCUGGCGGGCCUUCGUUCCCUUUCCUGCAUAUCAGGUGUUUCAGCGUGGGGGCUACUUCUCUGUGGAAGUGGUUCCCAGCUCUGUGGCCGUCAUCAGCUUGAACACGAUGUACUUCUAUGAUUCAAACGCAGCUGUGGGAGGCUGUGAGCAUUCCGAACCACAAGACCCCGGGAACCUCCACUUUGAUUGGUUAGACGUUCAGCUGGAGACGUUCCGAAGCAGGAAGAUGCAGGUUUGGUUGACGGGACAUGUCCCUCCGUCGCCUCGAAACUACUUUCCGGAAUGCUACGUCCGAUAUGUCGAACUUUCGUUGAGGUACCAAGAUACCAUUCUAGGGCACCUUUACGGUCAUAUGAACAUGGAUCAGUUCUUCCUACUGGACGCCAACCAGCUCUCUCGGCCUCGCAACAUGUCAUCGACGUUCGACAACGGAAUCUCGACCCUCAAGCAGAAGAAGAAGGAACUGUACAAGACGCUGAUGCAGGAAUUCUCUGACCUUCCCAAAUACGAGAACCUCGACCAUGACAACUAUGGUGUCGUUAACGUCGCCCCGCCGGUGGUCCCGACGUACCUGCCUUCUUUCCGCAUAUUCACCUACAACACCACGGGAGAGCCCUACGAGCCUGGGCAUCUCGGCGAGGACGAGCAACCAGGGCGGACACCGCGAUCCAUGAAGGAUGUCGCAGGCCCGCUUUGUGCCGACGAAGCGUACGAGAACACUUGGCGAUGCAAACUUACGCAACCGUGGCACUCGAGCCCCAGGUCACCCUCUCGGAGGAACACAUUGUGGACGCCUCUUGGCUAUGCACAGUACUAUCUGCCGAACCUCGACGGGGCCGAUGAGGAGCACCGCCCGAAAUUCAAGCUGGAAUAUCUGACACUCCCGGCGAGCACUCUGCACCCGCCUCCGGACGAUGCACCCGAGUCGGAGAAUGAGACCGCAAUGGGGCGGAAAUUCGACUGGCCUAUUCCAAAGCGCCACUUGCCCCGUUCGCUCCGGAAUAGCACGACAACAAAAUCGAAAAAAUUCGCGCCGUACACGUUGGACGACCUGACGAUUCCGUCUUGGACCGGGCUUGCGAAAAGGCUGGGGAGGAACAAGGGAAAGCUGCGCCAGCGGUUUAAGGAGUUCAUGUACAUGGGCGGCGAGCCGGCUUAGGAUGAGAAACGCGUUAUGUACUAGCGGUGCGACAGAU
Messenger RNA from Dichomitus squalens LYAD-421 SS1, 2349 nucleotides. RefSeq lists its product as uncharacterized. Gene Ontology annotation, molecular function: exopolyphosphatase activity; endopolyphosphatase activity. Gene Ontology annotation, cellular component: fungal-type vacuole. The record is from RefSeq and is a predicted model, not a curated record. Gene Ontology annotation, biological process: polyphosphate catabolic process. Lineage: Eukaryota; Fungi; Basidiomycota; Agaricomycetes; Polyporales; Polyporaceae. The transcript is spliced from 15 exons. Bases 567 to 2312 code for a protein of 581 amino acids.